AUGGAAAUCUUACAGCAUGAUUGCGUUACAAAGCCAACCAGUAUCUUCACCUUGAUAGCUUUCCAAGGUGUCUAUGUUUUCUAUCUUCUUCAUUCAGAUUUUUCUGAAUACAUAAUAAAAAAGUUCUGCGAGGCUUUAAAAUUACAUUCAUUAGGCCUAAUCCCAGUGAAAGCACAUAAGAUUUAA
Messenger RNA from Clunio marinus, 186 nucleotides. The record is from the annotation of a GenBank genome assembly. Lineage: Eukaryota; Metazoa; Arthropoda; Insecta; Diptera; Chironomidae.